Messenger RNA from Thyridium curvatum, 1233 nucleotides. RefSeq lists its product as uncharacterized. Lineage: Eukaryota; Fungi; Ascomycota; Sordariomycetes; Thyridiales; Thyridiaceae. Gene Ontology annotation, biological process: cristae formation. The coding region runs from base 1 to 1233 and encodes 410 amino acids. Gene Ontology annotation, cellular component: mitochondrial crista junction; MICOS complex. The transcript is spliced from 6 exons. The record is from RefSeq and is a predicted model, not a curated record.
AUGGGCUUCACCACGGGCUUCACCGGAGGUGUGACCCUCACCCUCUCACUAGCCUACCUAGGCGUCCUCGCGCACCAGCGCAACCGCCAGUACCAGGGCGAGCUCCUGCGCGCCAACGCCAUCGUGCUCAACCAGCUGAGCUCGACCGCCGAGUCCCCUGCCCCGGUGCUCCCGCCCCAGCGGCCGGACCACCUCGCCGCCGCGCGGGACAACCUCGUCGAGACGGCCAAGGAUCGGUGGAACGCCGAGAUCGAGGGCGCCGUGCGGUGGGCGCAGAACAAGGACUGGACCGAGGUCCGCGAGGACGCCGAGGGCGUCUUCAGCCGCCUGUGGACGCAGGCCUUCGGCGGCAGCAGCGUUGGGGAGGCCGCCGCCGUGGCGCGGGACGGGCUCGCGAGCCGGGGCGCGGCGGCCAAGGACGCGGCUCAGGCGGAGGCGCGGAGCGUGUCGGCGGCGGCCAGGAGCGCGCUCGAGGAGACCAAGGCCCAGGCGCCCAAGAUCAAGGCGGCGGUGCAGGACGCGGUGCAGCGGGGCGUGGAGAAGGGCAAGGAGGUGGUGGACAAGGCCAAGGCGGCGGCGGGCGCGGCGGAGGACUCGGCAAAGGCUGCACUGAACGGUUCCGACGUAGAGAAGGCGCUGCGGCAGCGGUACCAAAAGUCGGACUCGAUGAGCAAGAGCGUCAAGGAGAUGUUUGGUGUUCGUGACUCAUCGCCUGAACCGACCCUCCAGUACAAGACUGACAUUCUGAUUGCCGAUUGCCGAGGCCGAGUCUGGCAAUUGUAUGGAUAUGAGGAUCGAGCUCCUGUCUGUACGAUGGGCCGUUUCUCAUCGCGAUUCUGCAGACGCUCGGCGCCCAUGAUUGGCCUCAUCUCAGCUGCUGGCACAUCUAAAAACACCUUUUUAUUGGCGGUCCGAUGGGCUGUGUCGCCCCGUACCGCCACCGCCGAAUCUCACCCUCGCGCCCGCGAACCGUCCUCCCAGGUUGGCCCCGAAAUAGGCCAGCCUUACGCAGCCAACCAUGAGGCUCAGACGAUCUGGCACCACCCUCUUCGAGACCGCAAUGCAUGGUUCACCACCGCUCGCGCUCUUUGCUCUGGGUCGCCCAGCACCUGGUCGGGGACCCUUUAUGACGCAAAGCUCGCCGGCCGACCUGCUCUCCCGGCGGCACUGCACUCUGCUUUUGCAGUUUUGGGAACGGCAAGGGGGCUUGGUCGAUCGAAACGAGAAUACUAA